Molecule: messenger RNA, 2356 nt
Organism: Phoenix dactylifera (date palm)
Lineage: Eukaryota; Viridiplantae; Streptophyta; Magnoliopsida; Arecales; Arecaceae
Product: GPI transamidase component PIG-S-like protein
Biological process (GO): attachment of GPI anchor to protein
Cellular component (GO): GPI-anchor transamidase complex
Source: RefSeq, a predicted model, not a curated record
AUUACGCAAGAAUUACAGCCAACCCGAAACCUCUUCUGGACUCCACAGAUGGCGGAAGAUUCCGGCGACGCUCCAAACCCUCGUCCUCCUUCCGCGGCCGCUGCCGACGGCGACUCCACCCGCCGGACCACCAGACCAGGCACCAAGCGCCUCCUCCUCACCCUCUCCGUCCUCCUCUCCUUCCUCUCAGGCCUCCCUUUCCUCCUCAAAUCCACGGAAAUCUACCGAUCUCCCCUCCCCUUCCGCUCUAUCGACUCCCUCUCAAGCCGCCUCCAGUCCGACCACCCCACCCUCCCCUGCCGCUUCCAAGCCGUCCUUCUCCGUCCCGAAGGCGACCGAUUCCUCGCCGACCGGCUGGAAUCUCUGAUCUCUGAAGAUCUGGUCAACAGAACCAGCAACGAUCCGGUCUGCGGUGGCUGUGGGAAGAAUUUUUCCGUCUCGGUGACAAUCGAUUCCAGCGCGGGAUGCGUUCGGAGCUCCGACGGUGCGGGGGAUGCCUGCCUCUGGAGGUGCGGCGUGGCGGAUUCCUCCGGUUUGGGGGGUGGUGAUGAGGAUGUGGAUGAGCUGCUGGACUCGGCGCUGAGGGAAGGCGGCGAGUGUUUAGGGUCGGGCAGUGGGAGAGUUUACACUGUUGUGGUGAUUGAGAGGGAGAUUGGUGGAGAGGGGGUGAGGGUUGUGGUGGGGAAGCAUCGGCAUGCAUGGAUGGUGGGCAAGGUCUCGGACGCAGAGGUGGUUUCAGUAAUCGGGAAGAUAUUUGUUGAGAUUUUCAUGAAUAGUGGGAAGACGAUAGGGGAGAUGGGUAAGGGAGAGUUCAUGCCGGUUGGUGCAGAUGGGGGUGUUGUUCUUUCAUUCAGCCUGUUGAAUGCUGAUCCCAGUGACUGGGUUUAUUAUUGGGAGUUCCAAAAGAUAGUAAAAAUCAUGUUGGCUCCUAUAGUGGAGGCCUUGGCACCUAUAGCAAACAUAAGUGUAGAAAGUCAGGUUUUAUACCAUACUCCAAAGUCAUCUAUUUCUUAUUGGGACAAGAAAUUGGGUAGCUACAUCUUUAGCAUGAGAGAUCUUCCUUUCUUUGUAAAUUCAAAUGAGUGGCAUUUGGAUACAUCUAUUGCAGCUGCUGGACGAUCAAAAGUUCUACAAUUUGUGGUAUACGUACCAUCUGCGAGGGAAUGCCCACUUGUGUUACAGCUUCCAGAUGGAGAGACUUCCAAAACUAAUGGUUUUAUAUCUCCAAUGUGGGGAGGUGUUGUUGUUUGGAACCCACCUAUGUGUUUGAAGGAUUCUCAAAGGACACAUCUUACCGAAAGUAUCAUAUCAACUCAGGAUCUUCAGAAGAUUUUUCAAGUUUUUAUUGGGCAACUUCGGCUUUUAUUUGGUCUUAGAUCGAAUUAUCUUGAUGCUACUGAGAUGGGAAUAUCUAGAUUUUUAAACAGCGAAAGAGGCUUUACAGAAUGGGAGCUGGAUUUGUUAUAUCGACAUCAUGCAUGCUUCAAUCUGCUUUCAUGUGCCACUACACUUGAGUCUCUCUCUAAAUUAGUUCAAUCACUUCCAAGAAUGAUCAUUAUGGAUGAAAUAGGAAAGCAGGUAAAAUUUUCACUUGAAGCAGCAAGUUUAGCUCUGAGAAAUGCCUCUCUUGGAAUAUAUGACGCUUCAGCUGUAUCUGCUAGGAAAGCAAGGGCUUUAGCAGAAGAUGCAUUUUUUCAUCCAUCCAUUAUGUCAAUCAGUUAUUCCUCCAUCGAGCACUACUUUGCGAUAUACAUGCCCUUUUUCGCUCCAGUUGCUUUGCAUGUGCUCCUAGCAGCUAUUAAAGAACUGAAACGAUACAAGAGAGAGCGAGCAAAGUACUUGGCAUUUUCUGCUGACCAAGCCACGGCGGCUUCUUAAUUCACCAACAUACGCUGCUACUUCGUUGAAUGUGGUUUAUGCUAGAGCAGCAGUGCUGUCACCCAGGGCCUUGGUUUGCAGCAUAGGGAGCACAUCUUUGUAUGCUGGUGUAAUCUCAGACCAUAAUUUGAUGGGAUAACAGGGGUCUUGUUCGCUGCUGCUCAAGAUUCAGGAAGGAAACAAAAUCCCAAACAUAUCCAACUGAAGGCCAAGGUUGGAGCCUUGGGGGUGAGAGCGAAAGAAUCUUCGAUACCUUGAUGAGACUUGUACAACUGCAAAUUGAUGUGUCACUGUAAUUUCUGCAACAAUUAGGCUCUAAUUGUUUUUAAACUAGGCCUGAAUGAUGCAUCUCGUCAUGUUUUAUAUCGAUGGCCAGCAUGAGUUCUUUGCCAUUUGUUCCAAUGAAGGGUUUGACAUCAACUGUUUCUUUCUUGAUCCUGAAUUUUUAUCAAAUUAUCCAUCUAUAUUGUAAAGCUCA